GAUGCCUUAGUAAGCUUUGUGUAGUUUUGCAUUUAUCCACGUUAUUCUGUGGUUUAAUUAAUUACUUCGGCACACAGUUUGCCGAUUUAAGAUAUAAACAUUUAAUUGAUACAGUUGUAAGAUAUUUAUUCUUCCUGUUCGUUGUUAUCGAUGCCAUAAUAUUGUAAAUGCCAUUGGCUGCUGACUUAGGGUGGAUUGUUUAUUUAGAUGUGAUUAUUGCACAGGGUCUUUAAAAUUGGGGCUGCUGCUUCUUGGAAUAUACUAGAAAAGUGCCGUUAGGCGAUAAUCAUUCAUAGCUGUACCCAAGCUGUACAAUCAGAAGCACCACAGUUUUCAGCGUAAUGGCAGCACGCGGACGCGGGUUCCUUUUUUCACUUAUGGUGGACAAAGAUUCAACAGACUCAUCACAAAAAGAUAGCGGGCUUGGAAGCAAAAGCCUUCAAUCUACCGGAGAGUAUCGUCGUAUUGGACGAGGCAAGCUUCUAGAUGACUUGGCUUCUUCAUGCGGUAACAUGACUCUUGAGGGUCGUUCUUCCGACGAUACAAAUCAAAAAAAUACAACUUCUUCAAGUGAUUUGAACAAACCUUCUACGUCAGGUGGACGUGGCCGUGCAAAUGUAUUCAAAAAUUUAUUUACUCCAGAGAAACCAGAUCAAACACUAAAUAUUCAGCCUACAUCGUCCACGCCGGUUACCACACCUAAAGCUGAGCUGGAAUCAAAACCAGAACCCAACAUAGACUUAAUUMAGUCAGAUAUUUAUAACCCAGAAAAGAAGUAUGGUAGUAAGGGUAUGCCGGUUCGUUUAGCAUGCAAUUACAUUCGGUUGUCGUCUGAUCCCGAAAAAGGAGUGUACGUAUACGAAGUACGAUUUCAUCCUCCUGUAGAUUCACUUAGUUUGCGCAUGAAGUACUUAAAUGAACAUCGCGAUGAAUUUGGAGGCACUAAAACAUUUGACGGAGUAACACUUUAUUUGCCAAUUUUACUAAAAGAAAAAUUAACGACAUUUAUUUGUAAAAGUCUUGCGGAUAGUUCUGAUAUCGAAAUACGUAUUUUAUUCAAAAGGAAAGAAGCUCUCAAAAAUUGUAUUCAUCUUUACAACGUGUUAUUCGAUAGAGUUAUGAAAACAUUAAAUUAUGUUCGUUUCGACCGAAAGCAAUUCGAUCCAACAGCUCCAAAAAUUAUUCCACAAGCUAAAUUGGAAGUAUGGCCGGGAUAUGUUACCGCGAUUGAUGAAUAUAAAGGUGGCUUGAUGUUGUGUUGUGACGUGUCACAUCGACUUUUGUGUCAAAAGACUGUGCUUGAAUCAUUAGUAGAGAUCUAUCGCUCCAACUCAAAGUUGUUUCAAGAAAAUGCUAAAAAAUUUCUAUUGGGUUCCAUAGUUAUAACUCGCUAUAAUAAUCGAACAUAUAGAAUAGAUGAUAUAUGCUUUGAUAAAAAUCCAAAAGCAACAUUCCAAACCAAACAAGCCGAGUUAUCUUAUAUCGAUUAUUACAAACAGAGUCAUAACAUUCUAAUAAAAGAUGAGAGUCAACCGCUUAUAAUUAGCAUAAAGAAGCAAAAAACCGCUGAUAAGAAAGCUGAUGAAGACUUAGUGGUAUGCUUAAUUCCUGAGUUAUGCUAUUUGACUGGCUUACGAGAUGACAUACGUUCGGACUACAAAUUAAUGCGUGAGAUCGCCACAUUUACAAGAGUCUCACCUAAUCAAAGACUGCUCGCAUUAGAGAAAUUUUUCAAUAAUGUUAACAAUUGUCCAGAAGCUCAAAACAUACUUCAAAGUUGGGGAUUAACAUUGAAGAAUUCUCAUGAAUGUUUAAAUGGAAGACAAUUUGAAGAAGAACAAAUAAUUUUUGCUAAAAAGCAAUUCUCGGCUGGUAUGAAUGCAGAUUUUUCUAAAUAUGUAUGUAACAAUGAAGUUCUGGAGGUGGUGCAUUUAACAAAUUGGAUAUUAGUGCAUUGCAAAAGUGAUACAAGAUGUGCCAAAAUUUUUUACGAAAAUGUUGAGAGAAAUUCACGCUCUUUAGGAAUUCGUGUUGAUAAGCCGAAAAUGGUUACUUUGGAUAAUGAUCGAGUAGAUACAUUUGUGAAAGCAUUGAGAAGUCAUAUAGAUGGCCAAUCGCAAAUUGUCGUAUGUAUUAGUCCUACAAAUCGUGAUGAUCGUUAUGCAGCUAUAAAAAAAGUUUGCUGCGCGGAGAUACCAAUACCUUCACAGGUAAUAAAUGCACGAACACUUUUGAAUGAGGCCAAAAAUCGUUCGAUAGUACAAAAGAUCAUGYUGCAAAUGAACUGUAAAUUGGGUGGGUCAUUGUGGGCCGUGAAAAUUCCAUUUAAAAAUGUUAUGAUCUGUGGAAUAGAUUCAUACCACGAUGCCGCUCAAAAGGGAAAUUCCGUUGCGGCUUUUGUGGCGUCAUUGAAUUCUACUUACACAAAGUGGUACAGCAAAGCUGUAAUACAAGGCAAAAGGGAAGAAAUCGUUAACGGUCUAUGCUCGUCGUUUACAGCUGCAGUAACUCGUUUUCACCGAGAGAAUGGAAGAUUUCCUGACAGUAUUAUUAUAUAUCGAGAUGGUGUUGGUGAUGGUCAAUUGCCUCUUUGUUCCGGUCAUGAGAUACCACAACUGGAGGCUGCUUGUAAACGUGCUUUUACAKAUUAUGCUGUAAAAAUAACUUUCAUUGUUGUUCAAAAGCGAAUAAAUACCCGAUACUUUGCUAUGAAUGGAUCCAGUAUCGAUAAUCCGCCUCCAGGUACAAUCGUUGACGAAUGUAUUACGCGYUCAAAGAUGUACGAUUUUUAUCUGGUAUCACAAACUGUACGCCAAGGAACUGUUACACCAUCUCAUUAUAUAGUAUUAAGAGACGACGCUAAGUAUAGUCCUGAUAUUAUACAAAGGCUGACAUAUAAACUCUGUUUCAUGUAUUAUAAUUGGCCAGGYACUAUUCGCAUACCGGCUUGUUGCCAAUAUGCGCAUAAAAUGGCAUWCCUCAUAGGUCAAAGCAUUAGAAGGGCUACUGCAGAAGAUCUUUCUGACAGACUAUUUUACCUUUAAGUUUUUUUAUGAUUAAAGAAAAUUUUGUAUUGAUUACAAAGUGAUUUAAAUACUAUUAAUUUCUGCUGUUA
Molecule: messenger RNA, 3115 nt
Organism: Bactrocera latifrons
Lineage: Eukaryota; Metazoa; Arthropoda; Insecta; Diptera; Tephritidae
Product: protein argonaute-3
Exons: 3
Coding region: 342-3044 (900 amino acids)
Biological process (GO): regulatory ncRNA-mediated gene silencing
Cellular component (GO): P granule
Molecular function (GO): protein binding; piRNA binding
Source: RefSeq, a predicted model, not a curated record